GGCGGGCUCUCUUCGCCGGGACGUAGACCAUCAGUUGAAUGAAUUUGCGUGCGAUUGUGAAGUGUUGAUCGCGUGUCCGGUGACAGUUGGUGCAGUUGUAGCACUGUCGUUAACAGUAGAAGUAUUAAACGAAACAAAAAACAACAACAACACUUCGCUAUGUCCUGUUUAAGUACUUUUUCGGCUUCAGUCGCGUUUGCGCUGAUACUCGGCGUGAGCGGCGCCCUGAAGGAUGGAGACUGCGAAGUGUGCGUGCGCUUCCUGGGCAGCUUCUACGAGUCGCUGAGCGAGGGGCGCGUGCCGUUCCGCGGCGCCGACAUCGAGAACGCGCUCGUGCAGCGCUGCCGACACGCCGCGGGUAAAGAGAACCGGCUGUGUUACUACAUCGGGGCAACAAGUGACGCGGCCACCAAGAUACUCAACGAGGUCUCGAGGCCCAUGAGCCACCACGUGCCCGUGGAGAAGAUCUGCGAGAAGCUGAAGAAGAAGGACGGGCAGAUCUGCGAGCUCAGAUACGACAAAGAAGUUGAGGACCUGAGCCCGGAGGGCCUGAAAAAGCUCAAGGUGAAGGACCUGAAGAAGAUCCUAGACAAAUGGGGCGAGGCUUGCAAGGGCUGCGUGGAGAAAUCGGACUUCGUCCGCAGAAUCGAUGAGCUUCUGCCCAAACAUGCGCCCGGCGCAGCUGAAAGGAGGACAGAGCUUUGACAGCCGCGCAGGGAGCGGUGGGGACGUCUCUGACACGCCGGAAUGACUGUAGUUUCUUCUUGAAGCCGUUUUUAUAAUUUAUGAAAUUUAUAUUCCGAAAGAAAAACUGCACUAUGAAGUGUAGGAAGAGCUGACGUUUCCUGUCGCAUUCAUAUUCUGUCACCCCUGUAGAGUUUGAAACCAGCUGAAGUGUAUCAAUAAUAUAUAUAUUUUUUAAUUAAAAGAGAAACUGACAUGAAACUCAGCCCUGUGGUAUGGAGAGAAAGUGUAAACGC
Scleropages formosus (Asian bonytongue) is the source of this 980-nucleotide messenger RNA. Its product is annotated as mesencephalic astrocyte-derived neurotrophic factor-like. Gene Ontology annotation, biological process: neuron projection development; dopaminergic neuron differentiation. Bases 160 to 705 code for a protein of 181 amino acids. Gene Ontology annotation, cellular component: endoplasmic reticulum. The record is from RefSeq and is a predicted model, not a curated record. The transcript is spliced from 4 exons. NCBI's taxonomy places the organism in Eukaryota, Metazoa, Chordata, Actinopteri, Osteoglossiformes, Osteoglossidae.